CACGAGGAAGGUCAGACCCUGGCCGGGCACACUCACGCGUGGCCACCGCUCACCAUGCACAUAACCCAGCUCAACUGGGAGUGCCUGCUGCACCUCUUCUCCUUCCUGGACAAGGACAGCAGGAAGAGCCUGGCCAGGACCUGCACCCAGCUCCACGCUGUGUUUGAGGACCCCGCGCUCUGGCCUCUUCUGCACUUCCACUCCCUCACCGAGCUCAAGAAGGACAACUUCUUGCUGGGCCCGGCGCUCCGCUGCCUGUCUAUCUGCUGGCACUCCAGCCGCGUGCAGGUGUGCAGCAUUGAGGACUGGCUCAAGAGCGCCCUCCAGAGGAGCAUCUGCAGCCGGCAUGAGAACCUCGUCAGUGAUUUCCUCCUCCAGGUGUGCGACAGGUGCCCCAACCUGGCGUCUCUCACCCUAUCGGGCUGUGGCCACGUCACCGAUGACUGCCUGGCGCGCCUGCUGCGCUGCUGCCCGCGCCUGCGCACGCUGCGCUUAGAGAACUACCAAAGCUCCCCUGGAAGCAACAAGGGCAGCCCCCAGUCUGAUUCCUGA
This is a messenger RNA of Dipodomys ordii (Ord's kangaroo rat), 552 nucleotides long. RefSeq names its product F-box and leucine-rich repeat protein 22 (gene Fbxl22). Gene Ontology annotation, molecular function: protein binding. The record is from RefSeq and is a predicted model, not a curated record. The transcript has 3 exons. Lineage: Eukaryota; Metazoa; Chordata; Mammalia; Rodentia; Heteromyidae. Bases 55 to 552 code for a protein of 165 amino acids.